This is a messenger RNA of Ilyonectria robusta, 1509 nucleotides long. RefSeq names its product MFS sugar transporter-like protein. Gene Ontology annotation, molecular function: carbohydrate:proton symporter activity. The coding region runs from base 1 to 1509 and encodes 502 amino acids. Gene Ontology annotation, cellular component: membrane. Lineage: Eukaryota; Fungi; Ascomycota; Sordariomycetes; Hypocreales; Nectriaceae. The transcript is spliced from 6 exons. The record is from RefSeq and is a predicted model, not a curated record. Gene Ontology annotation, biological process: carbohydrate transport; transmembrane transport.
AUGGCUCGCAGAGAGCCAGAGCGGCAUGACUCAAGUGGCACAUACCUUCUUGUCAUGGCCUGCUUCGUUGUGACAGCGAACGCAGCAACGCAGGGUUAUGACUCCUCUAUGAUGAAUGGCCUCCAGAUUUUGCCUUCUUACACCGACUAUUUUGGACUGACGACGACAACACUUGCUCUCAAUGUCGCCAUUGUCUUCGCUGGCUCUGUGAUAGCCAUGCCCAUUGCCGGCCCCAUCGCCGAUGUAUGGGGUCGUAAGUGGGGAAUUGCCAUUACUGCGAUCAUAUCUAUUAUCGGUGCUACCAUCCAAGGUGCUGCUGUCCAUGAGGCCAUGUUCUGUAUUGGCAGAUUGCUUGUCGGUGUUGCCAUUACGACAGGUUCUACGGCUGCUCCCGCUUACAUCUCCGAAGUCGCACAUCCCAGGAAUCGUGUCAUGCUUACUGGCCUUUACGGCACGAGUUGGUACAUCGGCAGCCUCAUUGCGGCCGGCGUUACGUACGGUAGCCAGUUCAUCACCACCACUUGGUCAUGGCGACUUCCCUCUCUUCUCCAAUUCAUCCCUUCAAUUCUAUGCCUUGCGCCCCUGCCGUUCAUACCGGAAAGCCCGCGUUGGCUUAUUUACAAGGAUAGACAUGAGGAAGCUCUAGCUAUUCUGACGAAAUAUCACGGCCAAGGCGAUCCAAACUCUACUGUCGUUGCUAUAGAGUACGCCGAGAUCUGUCAGACUCUAGAACAUGAAAAAGCAGUACAGAGUACCGACUGGAAGGCUUUGGUUAGGACUCGACCCAAUCGGUGGAGACUUGGUGUCACGGCGGCAGUUGCUUUCUUCUGCCAAGUCAGCGGAAACAACAUCAUCACGUACUAUCUUGGAGACGUUCUCACUGCUGCCGGAAUCACUGAGAUGCAAACUCAGCUAGCCAUCAACAUAGGACUGAGCGUAUUCAACCUUUUUACGUCAUCGCUUGGCGCUUGGCUGAGUGAUCGGGUUGGAAGGAGAAGGGGCUUCCUGUCCGUGACAAUCAUCAUGUCAUUGUUGCUAAUUAUUGUUGCUGCCUUGACCAAAGUUUACGGAGGCAACCCAACUCUCGCAUCAUCCGCCGCUCAAGUCGCCAUGAUCUUCCUUUUCUACGGCGCCUACUCAUUCGUCUGGACGCCUCUAGCCAUUCUAUACCCCGUAGAGGUACUCUCGUACUCUAUGAGGGCAAAUGGUCUUGCCUUCUAUAACGGUGUCUGCUAUGGAACCGCCUUCCUGAACACCUUUGCGAUUCCGUACGCUAUGCAGUGGUCAAGCUGGGGAUUCUAUCUUAUCACGGCUUUCUGGAACUUGGUUUUCGAAUGCGGGAUCAUUUAUUUCUAUUUCCCUGCCACAGAGGGAAAGAGUCUUGAGGAAAUUGAUGUUAUCUUUGAGGGGAUUAGGCAUACAGACUUGGACGUGACAAUAGCAGAUGUUCUCGAGGGCAAGGCUGUUGAUCUUGAGAUUGCAAAGGGGGAGUUAGUAGCUAAAGCCUGA